Molecule: messenger RNA, 2296 nt
Organism: Sebastes umbrosus (honeycomb rockfish)
Lineage: Eukaryota; Metazoa; Chordata; Actinopteri; Perciformes; Sebastidae
Exons: 2
Coding region: 2-2296 (764 amino acids)
Molecular function (GO): zinc ion binding
Source: RefSeq, a predicted model, not a curated record
GAUGAAAAUAUUGCCCAGUCAGUCCGUCUGCAGAGCACAGAGAGACAUGGCGUCUGCUUUAUACUCCCAAGAUCUGACUUGUCCUAUUUGUUGGACUAUCUUCACAGAUCCAGUGAAUCUUCUCUGCGGACAUUCCUUCUGCAGAGAAUGCAUUACAGAUGUUCUGAGUUCACAGCACCGCUGUCCACAGUGUGGGACAGCUGUUCCAUCAGAAUGUCUUCCGACCAGCCAUAUACUGAAAAGCCUCGCUGAAAAGGCCAAAGAAGCGGAGAAGGUAAAGAAAGAGAAGGAGAAAGCAGAGGCGGCUGAGUUGUGCCUUGAGCAUGAAGAAAAGCUGAAACUGUUCUGCAUCACAGAUCAGCAGUUAGCUUGUAUCAUAUGCCGAGAUGGGGACAGGCAUGAAGGACACAAGUUCAAACCAAUCAAAGAAGCAGCUGCAUCUGUGAGACAGGAGUUGGAGAAGGGUAUGAAGAACCUUCGUGGUGAUAUCCUUGCUACGGAGAGUCUAGCCAAUACACAGAGCGAAGAAAUAACUAAAAACAAAGAGAAGUCUCAGCAGCUGAUGACCCAAAUCUGCAGAGAGUUUGAGGAGAUGCACCAGUUUCUGAAAAAGAGAGAAGAUGAGAUAAAGAAUGAGCUGAAACACAAAGAGGAAGAUGCUGCUGAGAAAAUGAGAGAGAGAUUAAAUGCUAUAGAAACAGCUUUGUCUGAGAGCAGACAGCUGGAGGGAAAGCUGACAUCAGUUCUGGAAAUUGAAGACUCUGCGAGACUCUUAAAGAGCUGGACUGAGUGUAACAGCAGGAUGAGUCCAGAACAUGUAUUCAAGCCCAAAGCAAAUGAUCUCCAAGUGGUGAAUAUCUCUCUCUCUUUGUGGCCUUAUGAAAGCCACCUGCAGUUCUUCAUAUGGAAUGAGAUGCUUCAGGUAAUCCAGCGUCGAGUAGAGCUGCUCUCACUCAAAAGCAACAGUACAGAUAUAACUGUGUCUGAUGAUGGGCGGAGCUUGUUUUGUACUCCCAAAAACAACCAAGCUCCAUCAGGUUACUUGUCUGGUUUAAGCCUCACCACAGGAUCAGGCCAAGGCUCAGCCUUUGGUCAGCCUGCCUUUACAGAAUCAGGCAAAGCCCAAAGCUUUGGCUCCACCACAGUAUCAGGCCGAAGCACACUCUUUGGUCAGAGUGCCUUUACAGAAUCAUUGAAAGCCCAAAGCUUUGGCUCUGGCUUUGGCUCCACCAAAGGAUCAGGCCAAAGCCCACUCUUUGGUCAGAGUGCCUUUACAGAAUCAUUGAAAGCCCAAAGCUUUGGCUCUGGCUUUGGCUCCACCAAAGGAUCAGGCCAAAGCCCACUCUUUGGUCAGAGUGCCUUUACAGAAUCAGGGAAAGCCCAAAGCUUUGGCUCUGGCUUGGCUCUGGCUUUGGCUCCACCACAGGAUCAGGCCAAAGCACACUCUUUGGUCCGAGUGCCUUUACAGAAUCAGGGAAAGCCCAAAGCUUUGGCUCUGGCUUUGGCUCCACCACAGGAUCAGGCCAAAGCACACUCUUUGGUCAGAGUGCCUUUACAGAAUGAGGGAAAGCCCAAUGCUUUGGCUCUGGCUUUGGCUCCACCACAGGAUCAGGCCAAAGCACACUCUUUGGUCAGAGUGCCUUUACAGAAUCAGGCAAAGCCCAAAGCUUUGGCUCUGGCUUUAGCUCCACCACAGGAUCAGGCCAAAGCACAGCCUUUGGUCAGAGUGCCUUUACAGAAUCAGGCAAAGCCCAAAGCUUUGGCUCUGGCUUUAGCUCCACCACAGGAUCAGGCCAAAACACAGCCUUUGACCGGGGUACCUUUACAGGAUCAGGCAAAGCCCAAAGCUUUGGCUCUGGCUUUAGCUCCACCACAGGAUCAGGCCAAAGCACAGCCUUUGGUCAGAGUGCCUUUACAGAAUCAGGCAAAGCCCAAAGCUUUGGCUCUGGCUUUAGCUCCACCACAGGAUCAGGCCAAAACACAGCCUUUGACCGGGGUACCUUUACAGGAUCAGGCAAAGCCCAAAGCUUUGGCUCUGGCUUUAGCUCCACCACAGGAUCAGGCCAAAGCACAGCCUUUGGUCAGAGUGCCUUUACAGAAUCAGGCAAAGCCCAAAGCUUUGGCUCUGGCUUUGGCUCCACCACAGGAUCAGGCCAAAACACAGCCUUUGACCGGGGUACCUUUACAGGAUCAGGUCAACCCCCAAACUUCGGCUGUGGCGUUACCUCCUCAAGCACAAAGAAACAUGUUUUCAGUGUCAAUGAGUUCACUUCAGGGCAACAUUACUGGGAAAUAG